CUAACAACAACAACAGUAAGACAGCUGUAUAGCCCUUGUGGUUUAGCGCUUCUUUUUUUAUUCUAAUAAUAUAGGUGUGAUUUGUAUCACCUCAGUACUACCAAGAUAAAGAAGUAUGAGUGCUCGUCGAGGCCCGGCUGAAGAGGAAACUGAGGAGCUGGAUGGAGGGCCAGGUCUAGCAUAUAUGCCAUUUGUUGUCAUGGAUGAUUUGCUAGAUAAACUCAAACUUUUGAAUUAUGAUAAAGAUUUCCUCAUGGAACAAAUGAAACCUUUGAACAGACACUAUUUUGCUGUGGCUACUAACCCUGGAGAGCAGUUCUAUCUGUUUACAUCACUGAGUGCAUGGUUGAUUCGUAAGUCCGGGAGACACAUGGAGCAACCUCAGGAAUAUGACGACCCUAAUUCAACUAUCUCUAGCAUACUCGACCACCUUAGACAGCUGGGUGUUACAUUUGACUUCCCACCCAGCAAGUUAAAGACUGGCCAUGGUGAACAUGCCAUCUUUGUUCUUGACCGCCUUGCAGAUUUUGCACUCAAGCAAUCUAAUUUUAUGUGGAAAAAGCCCAUAUAUCCUGCUGAAGACACUGGAGGUGAUGAAGGUGAAGUGGAAGAUGAAGCAGAAUUAACUCUUGACAAAGUAGAGGAAGAAAUGAUGAAUGAAUACGAUGAUAAUGAUGAUGAUGAAGAAGAAAAUAUCCUUCAUAUGGAUGAUCUUAAAGACUUGACAAAACAGAAGAAUGGGGAAGCUUGGCCUGAUGAUAUUCUACAUUCUACUACUACAUCUGAAGAGUGGAGACUGGAACUUGAGCGUGUUCUUCCUCAGUUGAAAGUUACCAUAAGAUCAGAUAACCGGGACUGGCGAUCUCAUAUUGAACAGAUGCAUGAACAUAAAGCUAAGAUAAAUGACACGUUCAACUUUACUCAGAAGCAGCUUGAUGCUCUACACUCUGAAAUUUCUCGUAGUCUUGAAAAAAUUGGUUCUCGAGAAAAAUAUUUAAAUAGCCAGCUGGAGCCACUGUUGUUGGAAUAUCGGAACCUCCAGAAUGUAGCAGCAGAGAGUCGAGAACAGUAUCGCCUAGUGUCUACAAAACUUGUGGAAAAAUCUCAUGAAUUGGCACAGAUAUCUGAUGAACUGGACAGAGUUAAGCAUGAGAUGGAAGAGAGGGGCUCCAGCAUGACUGAUGGCACUCCUCUGGUGAACAUUCGUAAAGCACUGACACGAGUGCGGCAGGAGAUCACAGCCAUGGAUGUUCGAAUAGGAGUAGUGGAACAGAAGCUGCUGCAGGCUAAACUCAAGCACAAGUCCAACAUGCAGCGGGACAUGAAUGCCCCUGUCUACAACAAUAUGGAUAUGGGCCUUUUCUAGUGGUUGUAUAUCUACUUUCAGUGUGCACAUAUUCCAAGUAUUUUCUAAUAAAUAAAUGCUGGAUAUUUUCUAUUGUACAUGUAUUGUGGGCACAACUUUUUGAAUAUUUCAAGUCAUCAUGUUAUUGAAAAUUUUAUUUGUUCUUAAUAAUUGCCUUUAACUUUGGGACUUUCCUGUUAAAGCAGGGAUCCCCCCCCCCCCAAAAAAAAAAAAGAAAAUAUACAUCCUUUGUUUUUCCUUACUAUUAAUUCCAGGAAUGGGGUAACUGAUCUUGUUCAUCAGGAUACAGUACAUGCAAUUUACUUAGAGAUUUCUUCUUCUGAUGAUUGCAAAAGGGUAUCUUUAUCAUUGCCCAUGGCAUUUUAGUCACCUUUUAUAACAAGAUACUCAUAAUUUACAAGAGAUGAAUUUAAUCUGUGUUUGAUGAAUAGAUAUGGUAUCACUAAUUCUUCCAUAUUCCCUCCCUCCGAUGUGAAAUCCAAUUUUUAUCUAAAUCACUUGAUACCCUCAUCACCUUACUUCUAUCUAUGUUCACUUUUAACUUUCUACCUUCACACACCCUCCCAAACUCAUCCACUAACCUUGGCAACUUUUCUUUAGAAUCUCCCAAAAGUACUGUAUCAUCAGCAAAAAGUAACUGUCAACUCCUAUUUUGUAUUUGAUUCUCCAUAUACUGUACUAAUUUAAUUCCACCCUUCUCCCCAACACCCUAGCAUUUACUUCUUCUACAACCCCAUUUCAAUGUAGUUAUUACAAGACAUGAGUUUACAGUUUAUUCAUGUACACAUUCAAACAAAUUUGAGUUAGCACAGCAUUUUGGGUAGACAAACUAGGACUAAGCAAUGAGGGUAUUAAGACUAAUGAAGCCACUCAUGGCAUAAUGAUUCCUUUAAAGAAUGUCCUGAACUGUACCCAAGUGUCCUUUUCCACAGUUGAUCAGUAUCACUAUACCAUUUACAACUAUGAAGGUAUUAUGUUACAGUAAAUUAUAGUAAAAUGUAUUCAGAAUGGCAAAUACUGUAUCAGAAUUGAUAGUUAAUGAAUAGUACUGCCAUUUUUUUUCACCUAGGAAACACACCUAUCACCUUGUUUCUCAGAGAACAUAGCUCCUGUACCACACACUAAUACUCAUCACUUGAUCUUGUUUGCACUAAAGUCUGCUAAUUUCCUUAAUAAUGUAGAUUAUAUCAUCUCAUGUUAGUGACCCAGUUUCUCAAGAUGUGACCCACAACAGUCAGGUAACACCUAUUCACUGCUAGCUGAACAGGAGCAGCAAGUGUUACAAUAUUUGCCUGUCUUCCCCUUACCCACGAUUGAAUAUACAUAUAUCCUUUGGUUGCAAAUCACAUGUUACUACUGGGUUAUGAAUUAUAGGAUGGUUACUUGGGUUUAAACCAUAUUGGCAACACAAAAGUCACUAAGACUGCAUGUAACCCUAUCAGUACCAAUCAAGAAUAUUUUAAUCCUAAAUAUGGAGCUAUGAGGAUUAAAGUAAACUUUAAGUGUAUCUAUACAUACUUAGAUAAAUACCCCUCCAUGUAUACAUACACUGUUUCUGUCAAUGUAUACACAUCAAGAGAUACUUAUCAAAAUGUUUACUACAAAGUGAAGUACAGGUUAACAGCACCCUUAAUAACCCACAAGUUUAAAGCCAAAUAAAAUAGCUGUGAGUAAGAACCUUUCAAGAGUGGGUGUCAUGAUAACUAUGAAGGACUCCUGAUCUAAAGAAUUUGAACCUUCCUUUCCUUCCUUGGAUCAAAUCUGAUGGCCUCCUGUUCCAGAGGUACUUUUCCACUUGUUAAAAUAAAUGUAUGACCUCUACAGGUUUAUUGUAGCCUUAUUAAAGACUUGACCUGUAGCCUUAUUAAAGAUUUGCCUCUCAACUGAGAGGCUAUUAAUGGAUAUGCCGCACCUUGACACAAACUUCCUCUGACUGUUUGUCACCAACUGGCUUAUUAUGUUAACUUAAAUUAUAUUUUCCCUUUAGCAUUCCCCACUGUCAUACUAACACACUACUAACCCUCACUGGUUGCUGUUCUUCUCAUAUUUCUUCUUUAGUGUAUCAAACCCUGCAGAACUAUAUGACCCUUGUGGGUUUGGCACUUAGUUUUGGUUAUAACAAAUACUAUUUAUGGGUACCAUCAGGAAUCUAAUAAAUUGAUAUAUUCAGCUGACAUGCCAUUGAGAGAGUGGGCAACAAAUAAUCUGAAGUUGCAAGGCAUGGUAGAGUGAGAUUAUGAGAGAUUAUCAGGUACCUGCAAAGAUGUCCAUACAGAUAUUGAACCUAGUCACCAGCCAAGCAUGUGUUGAACCCCAGAGUUGGAGUUGACUACACUAUUAUUGGGAUAAGGAUGGGAAAUUAUGUAAAGGAAAUGUUGAACGACUGGUAUGUUAUUACCCCGCAUGUUUGGUCAGAUUUCAAGGAGGCCCUGCAUUGGGUCAAGAAUAACAAAUCUUCAUUUACCCAGAUUUUAAAAUCUUGUAUGUACCCACAGAUCAGAAUCUAGCUGAAUUAGUUAGCACAGAUAUUAUUAUAAUUAUAAUCAUGGGGGAGUGCUAAACCCGUAGGAUUAUACAGUGCAUGUGGGGGGGGGGGAGAUGGAAGGCAUUCAGACUCAAUUCAGGGAACCAGAGCACAGAUCUAAUUCCCUAGAUCAAGAUCCCCUCACCAGCAUCAAGGAACCUCCCUUGAGAGGAGCAGGGAUGUGACAUGCAAGAAAAUGAACAAGUGCGAAUCCUGAUUUCAAGAGUGCAAGUGGGAACUUAGUCAGCUACUAACAUGCCUCUUUAACACAUCAAUCCAAACUGGUGUUUUGCCUGAGAUGUGGAAGAUGGCUAAUGUAAUUCUUUAUCUUUAAAUCAAGGGAUAAGUCAACCCCAUCAAAUUACCACCAAAUAAGCCUGACAUCAAAAGUAGGGAAAUUGUUAGAAUCAAUUAUAGCCAAUUUAAUACAUAACCAUUGUAAGAGGUCCUGUUUGAUUGUCAUCUGAGAAGGACUGUGUAGUACAACUUAUGGAAACUAAGUUACUCGAUCGCACCCAGUUCGCUCUAUUAACCCGUAAACGGUCCAAACGUAUAUAUACUUUUUUUCAACAUUUGAAAGUAGUAUGUCAAAAAAGUAGAUCUUUUUGUUUUUUUACAUUUUAAAAUGUGUAAAAAAACUUUGAUCUACUUUUUUUUUGUUAUAUUUGAAAAUGUGUAAAAAAAACGUAGAUCUACUUUUGUAGCACUACACAUGUGAACGUAGAUCUGCUUGGACCGUUUACGGGUUAAGGAAAUUAAUCAGUUACAGAAAGUGUUUUCCAAGGUAGGACAUGGUCACAAGUUGACUGUUGCAGGUCUUAAACUGUAUUGGAUCCAGCAGUAUGAGUGAGAGAUUCAGAAAUUCUUGAGACACUGGCGACCGGCAGAGUGAAUGAAGUAGGACUCUAGAUAUCAAGGAUACAAGUAAAAUCAUUUAUUUGCUAGAUUGGUAAGAUGCAGAGGAUGGCUGCAUAAUGGCCACCUCAGUUAUGGUGCUAAAUAUCCCUUAGUUUGGAUAAGGAUUGAAGGCUAACUCUCAAUUGAGGUUCCUUUAUGCUGGUGAGAGGCUCUUGAUCCAAGAAACAGAACCUGUUCUCCUAUUCCUUGGAGCGAGCUCAUUUUCCCAUUUCCCCAGGUGCUGUAUCUAAAGCUAACCUAUGACACUGAGCUUGACUCUAUCAGCAUUACUGAUUCUAUGUCAUCAUUGAAGGCUCUUGACUCAUAUAAUGACUCCAACAACAUGCUCAUUGGAGAAGCCAGGUAUAGAUACUCAAAAAUCAGGGACAAAGGAAUUAAUGUACAAUUGCUAUGGAUCCCAUCACACAUUGGAUUACGUCUUCAUGAUAAAGUUGAUAUGUUAGCCAAGAAGAGUACCCAGAAGGAGAAUGUAGAAUAUAACUUUGGUAUAUCUGUGUCUAGCAUUAGGAAUAAUAUUAAGAGAGAAGUAAAUAAUGAAAAUGAUUGUUAUACGAAUGCAGUUAGAAGCCUGAGUAGAUCUAUAACCCACUAUGAUAACAUGAACGUAGAUAAGUAUGUUUAUGGAGCAACGUGCAAUGUGAACAGACUGACUGAUGUUGUAGUGGCCAGGCUUAGGCUUGGUUACAAGUACUUCUGGCAGUUUGGGAGACACACAGAUGAUGAUCAAACUAAAUGUAAAUUAUGUGAUCAGGCAUAUGGUCACUCUCUUGAACACUAUGUGCUUAAUUGUCCACUUAUUGAGGAAUAAAGAGACAGACAGUAUAAUAACCUACCUGGAGUUUACCUGGAGAGAGUUCCGGGGGUCAACGCCCCCGCGGCCCGGUCUGUGACCAGGCCUCAUGGUGGAUCAGAGCCUGAUCAACCAGGCUGUUACUGCUGGCUGCACGCAAUCCAACAUACGAGCCACAGCCCGGCUGGUCAGGUACCGACUUUGGGUGCUUGUCCAGUGCAUGCUUAAAGACAGCCAGGGGUGUAAUGGUAAUCCCUCUUAUGUAUGCUGGGAGGCAGUUGAACAGUCUUGGGCCCCUGACACUUAUUGUAUUGUCUCUUAAUGUGCAUGUGGCACCCCUGCUUUUCAUUUGGGGGAUGUUGCAUCGUCUGCCGAGUCUUUUGCUUUUGUUGUGAAUGAUUUUCGUGUGCAAGUUUGGUACUAGUCCCUCUAGGAUUUUCCAGGUGUAUAUUUAUUUAUUUAUUUAUUUUUUAUUUAUUUAUUAACAAUUUGAGCAUACAUACAGAGGUACAAAAAAAAUACAGAUAAGAGCAGCAUGCCAAAGCCACUUAUACUAUGCAUAGCAUUACAGGCUGGCUUAAAAUUAACUAAGCAAUGAUGAAAUCAGUGAUAAUACAUUAUUGUAAACAGAUAACUAUAAAGCACAAAUGAGUA
Molecule: messenger RNA, 6252 nt
Organism: Cherax quadricarinatus
Lineage: Eukaryota; Metazoa; Arthropoda; Malacostraca; Decapoda; Parastacidae
Gene: IFT57
Product: intraflagellar transport 57
Biological process (GO): intraciliary transport; non-motile cilium assembly
Cellular component (GO): intraciliary transport particle B; centrosome; cilium
Source: RefSeq, a predicted model, not a curated record